AAGAACAUUUCACAAGCCGCGCGUUCUCUGUGUAUGGCCGCAUCGCCUCCACGGCGGCGCUUGUCGGAUUUCUGAACCGCCGGAGAUGCAGAACCCCAAUGGCACCAUUCUCCAUCUCUACCACUCCGGUCAUCUCUCUGCCGCCCUCCACUUCUUCCAAUCGCUCCCUUCCUCUCCCGCUCCUGCUCCUCUUUCCGCCGCCACAUACUCCGCCCUGGUCGCCGCAUGCUCCCGCCUCCGCUCCCUCUGCGAAGGCCGCCUCGUCCAUCACCACCUCCUCGCCUCCCCUGAAGCCGGCCUUGUCCGAAAUACUGUCCUCAACAACCACCUUAUCACUAUGUACGGCCGGUGCGCUGCUCCAGACUCUGCCCGCUUGGUGUUCGACCAAAUGCCCACCAAGAACCCCGUCUCUUGGGCAUCUGUCAUCGCGGCCCACGCGCAGAACAGACGCUCCGCCGAAGCUCUUGGACUAUUCUCUUCCAUGCUACGGGCGGGGACUGCGCCUGACCAGUUUGCGCUCGGCAGUGUUGUGCGUGCGUGCGUGGAGCUUGGGGACGUUGGUGUCGGGAGGCAGGUGCAUGCACAGGCUAUGAAGUCUGGUAAUGGAAGUCACCUGAUCGUGCAGAACGCGCUUGUCACGAUGUACUCCAAGAGCGGCUUGGUCGGGGACGGGUUCUCGCUCUUUAGGAGGAUGAGGGAGAAGGACCUGAUUUCCUGGGGGUCGAUUAUUGCGGGGUUUGCACAGCAAGGUUACGAAACAGAGGCACUGCAGAUGUUCAGGGAGAUGAUUGCUGAGGGCAUGCAUCAUCCCAGUGAGUUCCAUUUUGGGAGUGUGUUUAGCGCAUGCAGUGUUCUUGGUAAUUUGGAGUAUGGGGAGCAGAUUCAGAGCUUGUCCGUGAAGUAUAGAUUGGAUCGAAAUUCUUAUGCAGGGUGUUCACUGAGUGACAUGUAUGCCCGGUGCAAGAAAUUGGAGUCUGCAAGGAGAGUGUUUUAUGGGAUCGAUGCUCCAGAUUUGGUUUGUUGGAAUUCCAUAAUAAAUGCUUGCUCUGUUCAGGGUCUACUUAAUGAUGCUAUGGUCCUGUUCUCUGAGUUGAGGGAUUCUGGUCUGAGGCCUGAUGGUAUUACAGUUAGGGGCUUGUUAUGUGCGUGUGUGGGCUGUGAUGCUUUGAAUCAUGGAAGAUUGAUCCACUCUUACUUGGUCAAAUUUGGUUUGGAUGGAGAAGUAUCAGUACACAAUUCCUUACUCAGCAUGUAUGCACGCUGUAUGGAUUUCUCCUCCGCCAUGGAUGUUUUUAAUGAGACAAGGGAACCUGAUGUUGUCACCUGGAACAGCAUUCUUACUGCAUGUGUACAGCACCAGCAUCUGGAAGUAGUCUUUAAGUUGUUCAACCUAUUGCAGAGGUCCGUGCCAAGUCUGGACAGGAUCAGCUUAAACAGUGUUCUGAGUGCUUCUGCUGAGUUGGGUUACAUUGAAAUGGUUGAACAGGUCCACACAUAUACCUUCAAGGCAGGCCUGGUGAAUGAUACAAUGCUGAGCAAUGGUCUAAUUGAUACUUAUGCUAAAUGUGGAAGUUUAGAUGAUGCCACUAAGCUCUUUGAAAUGAUGGGCACCAACUGUGAUGUAUAUUCUUGGAGCAGUUUGAUUGUUGGCUAUGCCCAAUCUGGCUAUGCAAGGAAAGCCCUUGAUUUAUUUGCGCGGAUGAGAAGCCUGGGGAUCAGGCCAACUCAUGUAACGUUUGUUGGGGUUCUCACUGCAUGCAGUCGUGUUGGUUUUGUAGAUGAAGGCUGCUAUUACUACAGUAUUAUGGAGCCUGAACAUGGCAUUGCUCCAACUAGAGAGCACUGUUCAUGUGUCAUUGAUUUGUUGUCACGUGCUGGGAGACUAACUGAGGCAGCAAAGUUUGUUGAUCAAAUGCCAUUUGAGCCUGAUAUAGUAAUGUGGAAGACCCUUCUUGCCGCUAGCAAAACACAUAAUGAUGUGGAGAUGGGCAAGAGAGCAGCAGAAGGCAUUUUGCGCCUUGAUCCUUCACAUUCAACUGCGUAUGUCUUGUUGUGCAACAUAUAUGCGGCUUCUGGUGAUUGGGACGAGUUUGCAAGAUUGAAGAAGGCAAUGCGAAGCACUGGUGUUAAGAAAUCACCAGGGAAGAGUUGGGUUAAGCUCAAGGGGGAGCUAAAAGUCUUUAUAGUAGAGGACAGAUCACAUCCAGAGUCUGAGGAAAUAUACACAAUGCUGGAGUUAGUUGAAAUGGAAAUGAUAAAAGUUGGUUAUGUUCCAAAGCUGUUAUGUGAACAUGAUAAUUUUGACCACACAUAUAGUGAUAUGUCACAUGAUGAAAUGCUAGCUGAAUAUGGUUGAUUCCAAUCUUCUUGGAGAUUUGAUAAAAUUGUCCAAUCUACAAAAGCUGCAUGAAGCUUGCCUUUGUGCUAUAUUUGAUAGCUUAAGACCAGCAGUCUGUUCCUUUCACGUAAAUAAAUGGAAAGAAAAGAUAAGCCUGUGACCAGAUGCUGUUUUUUUUCCAUUGUCUUGAUCCUUCCUUUGGCUUCAAGAUGUGAGGAGAAAUAUGUGUAACCAGGUGGAUUGAACAGUGAACCUAGCUAGCCUGCUGAGGCAGCUACAUAAGCGACCUUGCUAUUUGAUACAUAAAGGGCAAGUUUAAUCAGUUUGAGUGACCACAUGGUUUUUAUAAUAGGAUUGUAGUCAUGGAGCGAGAUAUUGGGUUACUGGGCAUGAAUCUGAGCUCGCAGUGUGGCGAAAGACUGGUCUCUUAAUCUACCACUACGAAUCUCUUCGUUGUUAAGGGUAUCAACCUGUCAGCAUGAAUUACUAGCUGAAGGAAGUUAUGAGUAACACAUCUCAUGCAGGCUAGCUAUACAGAUAUUUUUAUUUGGUGAAGAGAACAUCUACAGAAUGAAUUCACCAAGGGGGCAACGGAGAGGCAUGUAGCAACAUGAUGAUGGCGAAAUGUAAAAAAAUUCAGCAGACGUAAGUUCACAGCAUUACUUUUUUCAGGCGGUAUUUGUAACUGGAUGAGUAUUCAGAACAUACCACAACAGGAGUGGUGUAUUUGUGGGCGAAGACACUGCGGUUCGUAAGGAGUUGAUCCACAAAGGGGCCAGUUGCGAACAGAAUUGCUGCUUGGUAAGGUGCAGAUUGGUACAACAACUGCGUUGAGGAGACCUUCAGUUUCUUCUGUAUUGUGUUCGUCAGCUUCAUUCAAAUUCAGAUGACAAUGGCAACUGAAGAUGCAACAGAGAGUGCGAGGGACCCAAUCACACCGAGCUGUAAGCCAGCUGUCAUCUUGACCAGCUGGUGUUUCGCUUAUCUGAAGUUACACUAUUCAUAAAGAGAGUUAGGUGCAAGGUACACAUGCUACGUACACACCAAAGAACAUAGUCUACUAGUAACAUGAAUUAAUUGCUUUUCUAAGACCGUAGAGUUCCUAAAGAAAUGGUGUGGCAGUGUCAGUUCUUUUAUGCUACAUGUGACUAUGACUUUCUGUUUUCAUAUGAAAUAGAACACCAGCUUAAUUUGUCUUGAUGUACAAGAUAACAUGACUACAUGAGAACUGAGGGGCCCAAGUUAGGUUGAGUCAUUUGGGUGCUAGGUAGUAUUUGAAUAUUUAUUAAUGUCCUUAUCAAUGUCCAGGGAGAGGAAUAAUUGUGAUAGUUGAUAUUUGUCCUAGAACGGGUCAAAGUGAUAGCUGGCCUAAGUCGUCGACAGGAAUUAUAACAGUCAGAUGUUAUCUUUGUUAAGUUUGUUAUAUCAUGAUAAUGCUUAAGAUUAUUAUGGGUCACAUAAAUUUCAGAGAACCAAGCUUCAAAGCAACCAGCAUCUCGAUAUAUUUGCAGCACACUACUUGUACACCAGAUCAGAACAAUCAUUAACACAUUACUGAUUACAAAGGAAGCACAAGAAACUACUAAGACUAGCAAGUGAGAUAUGCCUAUGUAUUAAUUACUCCCUCCGGUUGAUAAUAAGUGUCAUGGUUUUAGUUCAUUUUUAGUCAAAUUUGAACUAAAACCAUGACACUUAUCAUGGAUCGGAGGGAGUAAUUAACUAUCAGAUCCAGAACAUGGGGUAUGAAUGUUAAAUAUCAUUUUUUUUCUGUUAAACAUGCCUGUAUAUUGUCCUCUAUACGUUAUACCGGACCUAACUAUUGCCUUUUUUUGGACCUAUAACUAAUCUGGAGAGUUGGUACUUGCCACCUACUGGGCUGUUUCUGGGAGGGUACAAUAAUCGAAGGUGGUUCCAGUUGCUCUCAAAUGAUUGACUACUUUGGCAAGAUGUCACUAAAAUGGCCAAAUAGAAGAAGAAAAACACAUUGAAGCCCAUGUGUUGGUCACUUCUUAAGCAUUAUGUUAGUUGAAAUGAUUUUAAAUAAUAAGGGGAAUACACGCCAUAAAGUCAAGCUUUUAUCUGGAAGGGGAAUUUUUCUGAUUCAUGCAUCGCAA
Lolium perenne is the source of this 4452-nucleotide messenger RNA. Its product is annotated as pentatricopeptide repeat-containing protein At3g53360, mitochondrial. Gene Ontology annotation, cellular component: intracellular membrane-bounded organelle. NCBI's taxonomy places the organism in Eukaryota, Viridiplantae, Streptophyta, Magnoliopsida, Poales, Poaceae. The record is from RefSeq and is a predicted model, not a curated record. Gene Ontology annotation, molecular function: RNA binding; protein binding. Gene Ontology annotation, biological process: RNA modification.